This is a messenger RNA of Rhipicephalus microplus (southern cattle tick), 7386 nucleotides long. RefSeq names its product SAM and SH3 domain-containing protein 1. The record is from RefSeq and is a predicted model, not a curated record. Gene Ontology annotation, molecular function: protein binding. Lineage: Eukaryota; Metazoa; Arthropoda; Arachnida; Ixodida; Ixodidae.
CAGCUUUGCGGAGCUCGCGUCAUUUUUAGCGCGCUCCCUUCCACUCACUCGCGAAACCCCGCACGGAACAAAAACACAGUUGUGUCGCGCGGCGCGUGCUAGUGGCAUGGCCUCAGCAUGAACGCCGGCGAGCAGAGUAUCGUAGCCGAUUGGCUUCGCACCCUGGGACUGCCUCAGUACGCGGAGAGCUUCGUGGACAACGGAUACGAUGACCUGGAGAUUUGCAAGCAGAUUGGCGAGCCCGACUUGGAUGCCAUCGGCGUCACCGAUCCGAGGCACAGGGACCGCGUGCUUCAGGCCGUGCGAGUGUUGCUUGAGCAGGGCGGCACGUCCGUGUACUUCACCCUGGAGGAAGCGGCCAGGCAUUCGCGCGUCUCGGCGGCAUCGGCCAGCGAGUACGGCUUCGACGACUGGGCGCCGGCGCCGGACAAAGCAGCGGUGCGGCCGGAUUCGCUUCGCUACUUUCAGGACGAGUACGAAGAGGGCAAGGCCGAACUGGUGCGCUUUCCCAAGAUGCAGCUCAAGAUCAUGGUCAGGGAGAAAAUGGUUCGCGAUGGGAUACGCCUCAGCAUGCAACCGUACAGCAACCCGGACGGCAGUCGCGGAGACCUGGACAGUCUCGCGAGGCGCUACGCGGAAGAACUGCGGACACACUUCCAGGACGUUCUCGAGAGACUAGAGGAACUGCGGAAGCGACGAGUGGCUGCCGACUUUGCUCAGCUUCCGGAUGACAUUACCAAUAAUUUGGCCUAUAGGGCGCCUCGCUAUUACAGACCUGGCAAAUACAUGCCUUCAAGUUGCCUGAACGAGCCGGAAGACGACUGCGGCGGCGUGGUGGACCCUUACGGAGUCUACGGCGUCCGCCUCGGCCCCUUCGUCGAGAGUACGGGAUCUCCGCAACGGUGCCUAAGUCCUCGCUCCAAGUACUUCUACGAGCCCUGUCCGUUUUCUGCAUCCGACUGUCGUGAGGGGGGUGCGGAGUCCGGCCGCUCCAAGAAGGCAUCGGGCGGCAGCGGAAGCGGCGGCGGUGGCACCGGCCUGGGCCGCCUCUUCCGCACGCUGGGCAGCAAGAAGGAGCGCUGCAAGACCUCCCCGCGCCAUCUGGCCUCCAGGCUCAGGCCAGCCGCCAUCGGAGCCACGUCGGCGGGCCGGCAGCCGGACGCCGCCGCGGCGCAGCUGCAAUGGGCCGCGCCUCCGGAAGUGUCGCCACCCUCGUCGGGGCUGCAGCAGCCGGGCCUGGACGAAGAGCUGCUGACCGACGACCGGUGUCUACAGCUCAUGCUGGCCGUCCGAGAGGGUCACAUGACCGGAGACCAGGCGCUGAACAGGAUUCGACAACGGGGCACCCUGCGAUUCCGCAACAACCGAAACCGUGAAGAGUUGCUGAACGACCUCGCCAGGAGUCUGGUAUGGAACCAAGGUGGCCCAAAGAAGGCGCAGGCUAACUCGGUGUUUUACACAGAUGGUUUGGCUCCGGCGACCGGUGGCUGCCUGGGACCAUGCCGGGGUCCUGCGGCUCUGGCAGCGCCCGCGCAGCCCAUCUACUACGAACCGCCGGACGCCGUGGGGCUGGUGGCGACCGGGUCUCCCCUGCGCGCGGCCAUUAUGAUGCCGGCGCCGGGAUCGUCGUCUUCCUCCUCUUCGUCCUCGGUCUUGCUUUCCGACCGGUGCUGCGGGACAAGCGCGAUGAGCAGCACCAUCCCCCGCCCUAACGCUGUAGGGUCUCCCUUCAGGGCGCCCAAGCCAAUCUCGGACCCCGGUCCGGCCACGACGGCCCCGGUCUACGGUGCAACCACCGAGGUAUGCGACGGCAACUGCGGCAACAUCAUGUGCAGCGUUCGCGCCUCCUCUGACGGCAGCCCUCCGUCGUCCGAGCCGUCCACCUUGCUGCUUCCGGGUCACACGACGGUGCUGACGUCGUCACCCAAGGCGUCUUCACCGCCCGGCGCGUCGGACCUCGUCAACGACGACGACUGCCGAGGAGACGUUAACGCUGGCGGCGACUGCAAGAACGACGGUUCGCCCACGGGGGACGCCCAGCGCACCGUGCCCGACGUGGCGCACGACAGCGAGCUCAAACGUGCCGCGCUCGCGGCGGCGGCCGCCGCUGGCGGCGCUGGCGACAGGCCAGCUUCCGACGACGUCCGCGCGACGGCGUUUGGUGCUGCGGUCGGCUCGGCGUCGUCGGUGGUGGCAGCGGGCGGCGUGACCGGCGGCGCUCCGAGUGUCGAGUCGUCGUCUGCCAACGUCAGGGUCGUUACGAUGCUGGGCAAGCUUCGGGGACGCACGCCAACUCGCAACAGUUACUCUGCCAGUGAGGAAGGCCAGUCCCAGUCUUCAGACUACGAAGACCAGGAGGAGGCUGAAAAGCAGAUGGGAGAAGCCCAGAAAACUCCGGACCAGCAGCUCAGGAACUCACUCGUAGGACGUGUCAGGCAUCUUCACAAGGACGUCAAGAAAAAGAUAUCUCGUUUCAGAAACAGUCGCAGCUCUGUGGAUGGAACGAUGGAAGACAAAGACCUUCCUGAUGAAAUCCUCCAACCAGGAAGCUCCGUGGAAAGCAUUCCCAGUGGAUCAGUGGGCUCCCGAUCAAGCAUACAGGCACACACUCCCACCAGCAGCAAUAGGAGCUCAUCUUCUAUUGGUGAAGAAGAGUGCAACCCUCAAUGUUUUGGCCCUUUUGUCGGUCGGGCACGUGCGCUUGUCGACUGUGUGCCUUCUCCAUACGACAAGGAUGGCCUGGCUUUCAAGAAAGGAGACAUCAUCGACAUUUUGUCUAAGAACACGACAGGCACCUGGGUCGGUGUUGCUAACAAGAAGGUGGGCCAUUUCAAGUUCAUCAAUGUAGAGGAAAUCCCGACCGAAACGAAGCCCCGAAAACGAAGGUUCCCAAGCGUGCCGAAGCUGGAGCAGAGGCCCAAAUCUCUGGAAGAGUUGCUUGGAAUGUUUUCGCUACAGAAUUAUGUCAACGUGUUCAUGCUGCACGGCUACCAAGAUCUUGACACCUUCAAGGAAAUCAUGAAGGAAGACCUGGAGAGCCUGGGAAUCAAUAACGAAGACCACCAGAUGCAGAUCCUCAGGGCCGCUGAGGCGCUUCUCGAACACGAUGGUGAAAUACUUGGCGAAUACCUGGAGGCACCUGUGAGCCCUGAACUUCCACCUCUCAAGGAAGGGGACAGCGACGUAACUCUCGACGGUGUUAUCAACGAUCUCGACAGUGCACCAAGUGCAUUCCAGAAUGACCGAAAGGCAUUUGCGGUGACCGGCGAUGGCGACUCUUUGCUAAACAAUGGUAGCAAUCUUCUGCGUUUCCCAAUGAACAUCCCCGUGCCUGAACCGGAUAGCCCACCAGCCUUCUCGACGAGGUGUGACGACUCCAAAGAGAGGGCGUUCAAUGGCACCAACACUCCCCCUCUUCCGUCGUCAAUAGUCAGUGCAGCCGUUGAACGGUUCGAGCUGCGUCGAGCUUCGGCGGAGUGCAUCCGAAACCACAUUCCAAAGAGCCUGCAGAACGUAUUCCGCAAGCUGAGCGGCAAUGGAGGUGACGACGAUGGCCGUUCUGCAUCCUUCGACGAAGAGGCACUGGCCGAGUCACCCGCCAAGACGUCGUACGGCUCGAGCUUUGCUCGGAAAGUGAAAGCAUCGGCCUUUCUUCGGAGGGACUCUCACGACCCCCGUAAGGCCAGCGAUAGGAAGGCUAGCCUACACAAUGCGGAGGAGACGGCUGCAGCGGCGGCACUCUCCCUGCACAUGUGCAUCGAACACAAGCUCGCUGCCGAGGGCAUUGACCUUUGCCAGGAGCCUUACACAGACAAGACUGGCUUUUGUGGCAUACCGCCAGCCUUGGUUCAGCGGUAUUCUGAAGAACUGCAAAGGGACAUAGCAGAAACUGCGGAAGCCCUGGACCAGAUUCGCAUCACGGAAUUGGACCGCAUUGGCAAACAAGGGGUUCCCAAUGACUUCCUGGCCGACUCUUGCCACGGCAGCAGCGUUGAUGCCGACUACUCCGGUGGCCUUCGGCCCUGGCUGGUCUCGCUCGGCCUGCCCAUGUAUGAACCGCUGUUCCUCGAGGCUCGACUCUGCGACCUGGCUCGCAUUGCCCAGCUGCAAGAGCAGGACCUGCGCGCAUUGGGCAUCUCGAACGUGCGGCACGUCCGGCACUUGGCAGCCGCCAUUGGCGCGCUUCAAAUGGAGCAAAGCCGUUAUGGCCUGGAGCUGCGAUGACAGAUCCUGCACCGGUGGCAUGCCACUCGCGAGCAAGUGGCGCGCACUUGCGAACGCCUGCUGUCGAGCGGGAGCGACACUAGGGCGCUGUGGCGGCGGGCCUCAUCGCCAUAGUAGGUGAAAAAGAGAGAGAGGGUGGCCGGUUCACUUUCUCUGUGUGUAUGAGGGGGCUGGCGACUUCGUACUAUGAGUGGAAAAAGAUACAUUUUUGGCCACCGUAGCUUGUGUUUACGAGGUGCCCGAAACGAGAGUGGUUGUAGGCGCUCAUUAAGCCAGGCGAGUUGAUACAUUUGCAUGACGAAACCAGUCAACUCUUUCCUGGAAACUACAUUUCACCAGCAAACCAUCAUCUUCUUUUUGUUGCGUUCUUCGUACUUGUGUGCUGGUUUGAUCAUGAAAGACUAGUAUUCUGUACAUGACUACAGUGCAAGGAGUCCCAUCCUGAUGAAAGGUUGUUCCAUUCAACAAUGGUUUGCCAUAGUCUUCAGCAGCAUCUCGUUUCAGUUGCUGUAGACUCCUAGUGUGGCUACUCCUUUUUCCUGCUCAGCAUGCAGUCUUCACUUGUGGAGUGCUGCAUGAUGUCAGAAGCCAGCUUCUUAACGGUGCUGGACAUCAGCGAAGUGUCAAGUCCGCAAGUGCCGGAAAACAUUAUCGGGGUCUGGGUGUGCAAUUGCUAUUGAUGAGUGCUUUGUAUUUUCUUCAUGGCAAAGCUGAGAGUUUAGUUCCUUUCCACUUUCUGACCAUGGGCAUAGGCCAAUUAAAAACUGGUAAUGCGCAGAGCGUCAGGAGUUUCACAAAAGCAACGUAACAUAAAACUCCCAGUAUUUAUGCUUCUAGUGUCAACUUUUUUGUUUCGGCAGGCGACGUACAUUCGUGUGGGAAAAUCAGGCACGAGACUGCAGAGCAAGUUGGUCCUGUUGGUUAGAAUUCAUUUCAAAGUAUAAAAUUGUUCAAAAACGAAACAUGACCAUUAUGAUGUAUUUCUUGCUACCUGUACAUGCUUGGCUUUUGGCUGUUUUGUGGUAUUUAACGAGUUGUGCGCAUCAUUUCUUAUAUUGCUCACUGAUCACUGUGAGUGCCCGGUAUGGCUCCAUGUGCAUUGUUCUUGUGUAUGGCAUUCUAAGUUAGUUGCACUUUCUUGGUAAAAUGUUGCUUUCGGUGGCAUGUGUAAGGAGCUUGCAUUUGCGCUCUGUGGCUCGCUGAAAAAUUGCUGGAAACUUGUUGCGAGGCUAGAGUAUCUUUUUCUUUCAAUACCCAUCACUCACAAAGUCACAGUCACUGAGCCAAAGGCCACGAAAUUUUUUGUAUUUUGGGAGGAAAAUGCCUUCAUUGCAUGUUUCGCGAUCGUACUUACAUGCCAUGCACUUCGUCAACAAGUACCGGCUGGUUCGGUGCCAGUUCUGGCUCGUGCAAAGUAACCACAGCAUGACCUGUGCAAGCCCAGCCUUGCCUCUCCAACAAAAGCAAGGACUGCUGAGUACUCUUUUUGGGGGAAGAAGCCUGUGUGGUGUAUAACAUGAUCACAUGCAGACGCUUCCAGUCUCGUGAAAUGAUGGUGAAGUACAGAGCGCCCUGAGCCACUUCUCAUAGUGCAGGUGAACCUCAUUGAGUCUUCGUUCCAGCACCUUUGUGUCUCACAUGCAAAUUCAAUAGAAGUCAAACAUCCUUGUGCUGUGGCUUUCCUCAAUGCACCUGCAGUAGAGACAGGAAACCCACGUAAAGGAAAACAUGCGAUUAAGUUCCUUCUUAUUCAUAUUGAAAUACUGAGACUUGCUUUCUAGCUCCAUUCUGCCUUCGAAGCCACCUCUCAGGCUUUGAAUGGAAAGAGUGGUUCCUAGGAAAAUGGGCCUUGUGCUGCAGUACGCAGAUGUUUCUGCUGCACGUCUAAACCGUCAUGCAUUCAAAUCAAGGACUUGUGCAUUCGCAGAAAGCUGCCCUUUAUGAGCACUUUUUUUGUAUGCAGUUGUGCGUUUUCGUCACUAGCGAGGCGUGGCGUGUGCUUAUACUAGCAGGCCCAGGCACCAUGAUCCAAGCUUGACAAAAUAUUGCGCCAUACUGCAGGAAUGAAGUCGGAAAGCGGGAGGGGGCCACAGAAUCGUACCGGUUGAUGACUAGAGAGCACAGUCAUUUAUAUUUCUGGCGUCUCGAAAAGCAAUACUCUUAGAAAGAUUGUUACUGUACGCACGGUAGAGACAACUUUUUCGCCCCGUUUGCCAUUCGUUUUCAUGCGGUGGUCAAAAUGUGCCAGUCUGUCUGAAGUCGAGGCCUUUACCACCAGGAUGAAACACAGUAUGUUGUUUAGUGUAAAACAUGGCUGUAUUUGAACUCUUGACACGCUCUGCUUCUGCGUUCCUAAGAUUACCAAAGUGAUAACAAAACUGUCUGCGAGGUUGAACCAUUGCAUGUUUGUUGCAAAAGACAGCGUUCUAUAAUAAUGUUGUAAAUAACAAAAAAAUAAUGAUUGCAUGCAUGAAAGGAAGUGUGUACAUGAUGUAUGUAUGUCUGUACAAUGGUGUAUUUACAUGUAACAGUAAAUGAAUGCUCGCCCAAGGCAUUGUUGCACAAGAUUUUGCAAGAAUGAUUCAGGGUGUGUGCAAAACAAUAUGGGCCGUCAUAGCUACCAAACCAUUCACCUAGGUGCAGCGUUAAGCCUCCAUUUUCGUUGUAUUGUCAACAGAGGCAAUGGCUUUCUUUUUGGCUUCGAAUCCUUAAGAGGCUUAAGAUGAAGAAAUUUUGGGCAGCACUAAUGGGAAAUGAAUAGGUGCGGCCACUGUUCCAGUGAUGUUGACUUGGCGUUCGGAGUUUGCGAAUCACUUCUUUAAAAAAAAAAAUGCUGCUUUGAUCACUCAUAAAUAACGAAAGUCCGUGAAGUGCUGCAUUCCUCAGCCAUCAGUAGUAGUUACUGCCUUGUGCAUUUGUCUAGUCAAGCGUAAGGUGUACUUCUCACAAUACUGUAGUCCUGGUUCAUGCCUGGUGCUUCCCAUGUGCACUUUCGAUACCAACGCAGAAAUCCACUCACUUCCAACAGGGAAAUGUAAAUAGCGCUGUAAAGAAAUCGAGUCACGUCUUUCUCUGUGCCCUGUACUCUACCGAGAUGCCGACAUAGCUGUUAUUGUAUGUACAGUAAAAGCUCCUGUGAAUAAACUUAUGUUUUUAAGUACA